CACCUGAUGUUCAACUUUUCACUAUUAGACCGAUUGAGGUUAAGUUAUUUCGGCAAAGGUGGAUCACUAAUAUUUGUGGAAAGUACAAGAAUCCACAAAACGGAAAGGUAAAUACUGCAGCAUGGAUUCGAAGAAAACUAUAUCCAUGGUUUUAACCCUGAUUUUAACUGGAUGUAGUUGUCAAUCCUAUGAGUACGAUAGACAUACGGACAUCAACUUAAGUCAGCGUCCCGCCAGCCCCUACGCUUCUGCCGUUAGCGGUUUAGAUUCUAAAUCAGGUUCCGAAUAUGGAGCAAACUCCCCUUUCGCCAUUGCCGGAAGUGGAUCACCCAGUGUAGUAAUGGGUGGAUAUGGAUUGAGCGGGGGUUUUGUGGAUAGAAACAGUGUUAGGAGAGGCAGCCUCAAUUCCAUAGGGAAGAGUGGAAGUAGAAACGGAGGAGUUGUAAACAAAGAUACCAUGGAUGGUAUGAUGAUAACAGGUGGCUCUGGUGCAGGUAUGCCUAAUUCAAUUAGUUCCGGAAACUCAAGGAGUGUCAGGGGUGGAACUGGUAUGGGGACAGGUGGAUCGGGUUCAGGUAUGCCAAGUCCAUUUAGUUCCGGAAACUCAGGGAGUGCCAUGGGCGGAUCUGGUAUGGGAACAGGUGGAUCGGGUACAGGAAUGCCAAGUCCAUUUAGUUCCGGAAACUCAGGGAGUGCCAUGGGUGGAACUGGUAUAGGAGCAGUUGGAUCUGGUUCAGGUUCAGGAAUACCAAGUCCA
Molecule: messenger RNA, 757 nt
Organism: Mizuhopecten yessoensis (Yesso scallop)
Lineage: Eukaryota; Metazoa; Mollusca; Bivalvia; Pectinida; Pectinidae
Product: cell wall protein IFF6-like
Exons: 2
Source: RefSeq, a predicted model, not a curated record